AUGAUAAAAGAGGGUGGUGUCAUUUCUUUGUGGAGAGGAAAUUGUGUGAACGUUCUCGAGCUUGCUCCUGAAAGGGCUGUUAAGGUGUGGUCCUAUGAACAGUAUAAGAAGUGUCUUUCUUCUGAAGGAGCCAAAUUAGGAACAAAGAAAUUUGCUUCUGCUUCUUUGGCUGGUGCCACUGCUCAGUCUUUUAUUUACCCCUUAGAGGUUUUAAAAACUAAUUUGGCUGUAAGUAAAACUGGACAGUAUUCUGGGUUAUUGGAUUGUGCCAGGAAGAUCUGGAAGCUUGAAAAGGUAACAGGCUUUUACAAAGGCUAUAUUCCUAGUCUUCUGUCAUACUGUUCCCAGGGAGGGGAAGACAGAGACCGAGACCGACGGCUGGGGCACUGGACGCUCUCGUUAGAGGUGCUCGUCAGAGCAAUUCAUUUACCUGCUGCCGCAGGCCCGCUGCGUUUGCCCGGGGAGAUCCUCGACGCCCGAGCGCUCUCUCGACGCUGGGAUAGGCGUUCCUCUCCCCAAACUCCCCUCAGCUCCCGGGUCGACCGUAGGCUGUAA
Molecule: messenger RNA, 555 nt
Organism: Mesoplodon densirostris (Blainville's beaked whale)
Lineage: Eukaryota; Metazoa; Chordata; Mammalia; Artiodactyla; Ziphiidae
Product: mitochondrial adenyl nucleotide antiporter SLC25A24-like
Exons: 4
Coding region: 1-555 (184 amino acids)
Molecular function (GO): ATP transmembrane transporter activity
Source: RefSeq, a predicted model, not a curated record